CAAUCAGAGUGAGUAUAUAUUGGACGCAAUCAUCAAGUCUAAAUUAAACAUGACUCUUUCUAUGGGAGUCUGGAUCGGAGAAGAUGAUAAGAUCAAUACUCAGCAGCUUGAAAUCAUGAAAAAGGUCUUGACCAAAUACCCCAGAAAGAUGUUUGAUUCAGUGUUCGUUGGAAAUGAGGUUCUAUUUAGACAGGACAAAACCACCAAUGAAUUGAUAGAGAUUAUCCAAGACGUCAAGCACUUUGUUAAGAAAAUUGGGUAUUUUGACUUACCUGUUGGUACAUCCGAGAUCGGUUCAUUGAUAGACGGGAGGUUAUUGCAAGCAUGUGACAUAGUUGGUGCAAACAUCCAUCCAUUUUUUGGGGGAAUCGACGUAUCAAUGGCAACCGACUGGACUUACGACUUUUUGAAGUACCAGAUUGAGCCUAUCAACAAAAGCCAUAAGACCAAGCUUGUUAUCACCGAGGUGGGAUGGCCAUAUAGAGGGGGGAGAUACGAAGGUUCGGUGGCCAACGCCACCAAUUUCCAAUAUUUUAUGAAUGCAUGGUUGUGUGAAAGUCAAAAGUAUGAUAUCGAUUAUUACUUUUUUGAAGCCUUUGAUGAACCUUGGAAGAAAAUAUUCUAUGAGGAUGGUAAUACCUGGGAAACUGAAUGGGGAAUCUUCACCAGCGACAGGCAGAUGAAGCCAGGAGUCCAAUUUCCAAAGUGUUCGAAGAAUCAUAACUUAUAGAUCUCAUAGUUCAACCACAAGUAGUACAAGCUGAAACACCCGAAAGAUAUUGUGGUGUUAAGAAUUACCCAAAGAUCAGGAUAACUAGCAGGUGGGUCAAAUUGGAAGUCAAUGAUAUGAUAGGCGGCGAUGGAUAGGUAAGAUAACGCAAAAACCGAGUUCCAGAACCAUGAGCUCUUUUGGAAGAGCAAGUUCCCACGCCAAUUGAAGCCUCCAAUAAGCCAGUUGAUCAUGACCAAAAGAACCGCAUACUGUAAACUCAACCCGUCUUUCUUUAACAAGGGAAACAUACUGAAAGUUGCCACAUUGUUGAUCCACUGGGUGAUAGAAAUAUAAUAAGAAGUGUUCAAGCAGUACAACAAAGUACUGGGAAUCAAGGGAACCAACACUGUCUUUUCAUGGACCUGGAAUGAAAAAAGGAAGAACCCCCAAGCAGUGGCUGCAAAUCCAUAUACCAACGACAUAUAUUUGGAAGUACUAGUGGAAGAUUUGGAGAACUUGGAGCCCAUGAGAUUUUUGUAGGACACCAUUAAACAGGGAGGAGCAAUGGACAUCAACGUAAACACCAAGGAGAUCUUGGUCAACUGGUCGUUGGAGAAAAGUUGUUUGUAUUUGACGACCAAAUUGGUGGUGCACCAGAAGUUUGCGACCUUAUCUUCAAAUAAUCCUCUGUUAAAGGGAAACACCCUCACCAAUAUUUGCUUCAAGUUCGUCACCAUGUCGUUCCAGCCUCCCAACAUGAGCGGUGACAAUAAUGUCAAGACGGUCACAAGAACUGUCAACCCCACUGAGAAUAAUUUUGCAAAGUUGAACUUUGUGAUCAAAUUGACAACACUCCUAUUGCUGAAGUCAUAGUAGUUGUUGAACAAUUUGGA
Yamadazyma tenuis ATCC 10573 is the source of this 1605-nucleotide messenger RNA. The record is from RefSeq and is a predicted model, not a curated record. NCBI's taxonomy places the organism in Eukaryota, Fungi, Ascomycota, Pichiomycetes, Serinales, Debaryomycetaceae.